Messenger RNA from Schistocerca serialis cubense, 2992 nucleotides. Its product is annotated as L-gulonolactone oxidase-like. Gene Ontology annotation, molecular function: FAD binding; D-arabinono-1,4-lactone oxidase activity. Bases 25 to 1392 code for a protein of 455 amino acids. The record is from RefSeq and is a predicted model, not a curated record. NCBI's taxonomy places the organism in Eukaryota, Metazoa, Arthropoda, Insecta, Orthoptera, Acrididae. The transcript has 6 exons. Gene Ontology annotation, cellular component: membrane.
UUUGUUGACAAUGUAGUAGGUUGUAUGAGAAUUAUUUUGUUUUCGUUUGUUCGAAGGCGGAGAGUGGCGUUUUACCCGAAAGAUUUAGUUGAUGUAUUCAAAAUACUGAAACAGGUGAAAGAAAACUGUGUUACGGUGAAAUGCUGUGGAGGAACGUAUCCAGUUAGUGAAAACGGAGAUGUGCUGAUAUCUCUAAACAAUUUAAGACGUAUCCUCUGGUACGACCCAGCGGAACAAAUUUUGACUGUAGAAGCAGGAGUUACACUUAAAGAAAUUUUGAAGUGCGUCGAAUAUUUCAACGCUACGCUAGAACUGUACGGAACAUUGCCAGAUAUGGCUGUUAUUGAUGCUGUUUCUAUAGGCCUAAUAGGUGCCAAUGGUACAAUUGCACAAUGUAUUAAAGCGUGCAAAGUAGUGUCCUUACACGGCGAUACCAUUGAUUGUAUGUGGCCCUGUGCAGAACACGUUGUUGAUCAGAGUGGAAAAUGUGAUGGAAACGGAACUGUGUGUCCAACAUUGCAGCAUGUUGUGUGUGGCCUUGGUUGUGUAGGUAUUGUUGCAUCUGUUACUUUGAAAUGUGUACCAAUACAUCUAGCUCAACAGGUCACAUAUGUAUGCACAGUGAAAGAAAUACCAGGAAUAUCUGAGAGACUGUCAGCAGCUCUAUACAGUGAGUUACUUUGGUACCCUCUUAUAAACAGGAUAGCUGUCACAAAUCAUUAUCCAAUACGUUUGCAUCAAGGGUUUUACCAGCCAUUGUGGAAGAAAGUUAUAGAGACAGCAUAUAUACUUAUGCAUCAGAUAGUAACUCGUGUCAGCCCAUACAUGUCGUGGUAUUUCCCUGAUGCUUCAGCAUACCUUUCACGUCAGCAGUUUGGACUGGUGAUGAAAGCAGCAUCGUGCAGAACUGGUUUUUGUUUUAAACCACAGAAAUUUGUGUCUGUUGAGAGUUAUUGCAAAGGGAUAAAAUGGUCAAUUCCUAGAGAACAUUUACCUACACUUAUGCAGGAGAUCAGGAGUUGGGCAGAAAAGCAUAAACAUUUCUGUUCAACCCCCAUUGUGUUGUGUUUCCAGACAAACAAAGAUCUAGAUCUGCGCAAACCAUUGCUUUGCCCAUAUACAGAUGUUAGUACAUGCACAAUAUGGACUGACUGGUUCUGCAACAAGAAUUUGAUGAUAUCUUAUUCUGCAGAAAUGGCAGAAUUUGAAUCAUUGCUGCAGAAAAAUUUUGGUCGCAGAUGUUGGUCUGCUGGUCCAGUAUUUAUUUCACCACUUAUUGGACAGAUGUAUCCAGGUUUCAAGCAUUGGUGUUCUGCAAAGUCAGUGUUGGAUCCUGAUCUGAUUUUUAGAAGUCCGUAUGUAGAAGGCAAUCUUAUUAUUGAAAAUUGCUAAUGUAUGUCCUCGAUGUAUGUUAUUCUCUUCACUGCUUAUGCAGGGUGUUAUGUGCUUUGAGAUGUAUUAUAGCAUAUCAAGAAUCAUCAUUCUAAUGACUUUGAAAACGCUUUGCAUCACUAUAUCUGUGGAAGAGGCUUGGACACAGUGAAGUAAUAAUAAAUAAAUAAAAUAUAAAAAAGACCCACAAAGUGUGAAUCAAAUUCCAGACAAUCUGAGCAACUGUCUCCAUUGUUGAGGACCAUGGACUGAUCACUACACAAAUAAUUAAUUUCAGCUUUGAUGCUGUUAUAGCAUGGAAUAAUUCCAAACAAGAAACUUAUUGAUGUCAUGUUUAUAAGCAUUAACUGGCACAACAGUCAUUAGAUCCAGCAAUAUUUUUGUACUUGUCUGUUUCCCAGGUAGAAAUUGCAGAAGGGAAUAAGAUACUGCUGCAUUAAAUUCCUACAAAAGCAGCUUUAAUGAAGGAAAGUCGAGAAGGAGACACAGUUGCUGUUCAUAGCCUUUGGAACUCAAGAUUUAGCAGGAAAGGAACCAUAAGAAAGUUACACUAGAUCUAUUUGAAAAGUGAAGAACUUUUCGAAAGCAAGGAGAUUGAACCACUCCAUGUUGAAGUCACCCACUAUAAUGUUAAUUGCAGCUCUAUAAGUCCAAGCAAUAGACAUAAGUACAAACAUCUGUGCUCCAUGUGUUUAUGGAAAAUGUCCAUGGUAUUCUUUGCUAUUGUCCCUCAGCUGAGAUGUUUGAUUGCAAAUGCUACUUCUGCUCUGAUGCCUCAGAUAACACCUCUGGAUCUGAAGGUUCUCAGCAGUGGGUACAAUCCUGCAUCAGAGCCCCCUUUUUGUGCUCCACAAACAAUGUAGGAAAAACAGCACAUAAGUAAUUUACCCACAGUAACCAAACAUAAAUGAAAAGUGUGUUCUGAAGAUGGUGAACCAUGUAAAGAACUGUAAGAGUGCUCAUUUUAAGCAACUGGUCUACUAGAUUACUGUUCCUUCUUCAUUUUCUCAUUUCGAAAGAAGAAAAAGGUAACGAAAAAUCCAUAAGUGACUUACUUAUUUGUAGAGUAUUAAUGUCUUUUGGAUUAAUGUGGAUGAAUUAAAGUGCCAGCACAAGUGAAACUUUUCGGGUAGAUAUCAUGCAAAACAUCUUACACUGUUUGAUCAAAAUAGUUUCAGUAGAAAUUAUUUCCUGAUUGAUGACAGGGAAAAUGUAAAUGUUAAUUAUAACACACACUGUUCUUCCUCUGUGACUGCUUCAACUAUUUGCAAUUAUUGAACAUGUACAUAGAAAACAAGAAGAGUGAUCAAUUUGAUUCCCAUAAAAGGCCACUGUUUUGACUCUCUACCUAUCGUAAAAGGGCUACGCUAAGAGUGAGGUACUCAAACACCUUCUAAUGCUUCUUCCUUAAAGGGGAGAGAGAGGGGGUGGGGGGGGGGGGGUGAUAUUGAUAUCAGCUGCAGACACUAGUGAUAGUAAUAUGCCAGGUUGCAGUGCUGCAAAAAGCAGGCACAUGACAUCACACUCAUAGGCCAUUCUCUAUCUCCUCUUUUCUUUUUAAGAGAUUGUAGUAGGGAAAGAACAAGAGUAAAUACAUAUA